GUUCUGGAAUUGGGUUACAUAUGGAUUCCAUGUAGCACAAUAAUGCAGUGAUCAAAUAUCUAGUCCAAGAAUGAAUGGUGUUUUAAAAAAUCACAAAUUGAAAGGCUGAUAUAGCCAUUUAUAUUAUAAAAUUAGUGUUAAGAUAGAUGUAUUUUGUUGGUGUCCUAUAGUAUGAUCUUUGCCAUGUAGAAGCAUUGUUAUAUACAUGUAGUUAUUAUAUCUUUCAAAACAUGCUUUUAUUAAAGAUUUUAUUUCUGAUCAAAUGUAAUGAAAUAUCGAAUGAUUCAACCAUUUUCACAAUUUGAGGAGGUUAUAGGGUUAAUUAUUGAAUAUCACACUGGAAUUGGUGACAUUGUAUAUACUUCAAUCUUUAAGACAAGAUAUUACAGUGCACUGCAUAUAAUGCCAACAUACAAAAACAUGGUAAAAAUUAUCAAAAUUUGCAUUGAUUGUUCGCAAUUGGAAAUUUGUUAGAAUCAAGAGUUAAUCUAUGGUGUACAUAUUUGACAAAAACAAAAUGUCAGUUAUAAGAAUAUAUAUCUGUGAUUUAUGUAGUAAGAGCACAACAUAAAAAAAUGCUGUUCUGAUUCCCGUGUUCCAAUAUCUGAAUAAGAUGUGUAUCGCUUCCAUUUUCCCCUUCAUCUAUUUUCAGAUCAUUUAAACAGGUACCAUCCAUUAACCCUCAAAAUGCCUGUUGGAGGACAGGGAGACAGGGCUCUCUAUGGCCAUGUUGGGCAUCCCCAGAAUAUGACAGCACUUCUAGAUACCAUCACAAAGCUGAAGCAAGAUAUUGCCCAAAGUCAUGCAGAGAAACAGAAUUUAGCAGAACAAAUGAAUGUCCUCAUCACUCUAGUGAAGAGAUCUUGGAGCGGAGAUUUCAAUGCUUCUUUACAUCUGGGAAAUAUUAUUGGUCUCCAGCCACCUGAAUUCAUGCAACCAUCUCAGGAUGGGAAACGCACGACCAACACACCAGCUAUCCCAGAGUUUAAGGAGAAAGUUGUAAGGACAUGGGAGAGACUUGCUAUUAAGCUACUGGACAGAGAAUAUGCUCAGAUUCAAGAGGAAAUUCAUGCUCGUCAGCAGAUUUAUAUGCGGAACCGACAACUUUACAUGGAUGAGGUACUACAAAAUCAUCAACAUGAUAUGUCCAAAACUGUCACGCCACUCCGCAACAAACAAAAAUCAUACGAGGAAGUCGACAAACAAUUCCUCAAAAGUGUUGGGUCAAAUAAUGUCCAAUCGCGGCCUACAAGUGGCAGCAGUACAAGAGGAAGAAUCAGAUCUGCGCAAAAGCAACAGCGAACCAAUAUGAAGGAGAAUAAUCCAGACGUGACCUUUAAUGACCUUUUUGUACAACCAACUAGCGACAGGAACAAAACCAAUUCAGCUUUUUCAGGGUUGUAUCAUUUAGAAAAUGGCCGUGACAACAGACAGAAGUACAGAACCCCAUACGAUGAUCCGCAAAGAUAUCAACAGACAAAUCUGUUUGACCUGGAUGCUGUGUUCGGUCCAGACAAUGGUGUUAAGAAGCCUCGUCCUACCAGUGCAUUCACAGCUACAACCAACAAAGACAAAACCAUCCAGAAACCGAGGCCUAAGAGUGCUAGUGUGUUCGUCACCCAGCUGCAUGACCGACCACUCAAGUAUGAAGUUACGCAUCCUGUCAGCAAUAAAUCCUCUACAAAGAAGAAACCAGCUCAGAAACAGCGUCUCAAGUCAGCUAGUGUUCCAUCGAUGAAUAUCAUCCAGGAGCAAACAGGGGAGGAAACUCUCCCUCAGGAAAGCCACACAGAAUCACAACCCACCUACCAGAAGUCCCAAGACUCCCCACCGAGUGCUCCAGUGACGACACCUGCUCCAGAUAUUCCUAGUUUGGAUAUAAAUUCAGAAUCAGACUUAAAUCAAGGCGAAGAUGAUAUUUCACAAGAGGAUGGGGCAUCUAGUCCAGGAGUACAUGGUGAGGAGUAUAGUACAGACUCAUCGGACGAAGAACCACCAGAGGACCACAUAGGCCAACAGCUUCGCGUACGUGUCGACUCCGCGACCAACAAACCAAAAAGUGUCACUAAAUUUGUUGCAGACAUGAAAGUUAUGGCAGACAUGGAGAAAGAUUUCAAGAAAACAGCAGCACAGUUACAGAAAAGACUGGGAAUUGGCGAGAUGGGCAUGAUCAAAUAGAAGAGUAUUGUAUUUAUCCAGAAAUAACCAAUUGGUAGUAAUAAGCCCGCCCAUGUCUUAUGAAGUUCAGUUAAAAUGGUUAUGCUGUUUAAUUGUCCUGCAAUUUAUUAACCUCUUCAGGGCUUACUAACAGGAUAAAUAUGACAUGUAUCAAAGUCACAUUGAAUGAUUGUUCAGAGAUUUAUUUGUUAAAGAUUUUAUAUUCCAAAUUGUAUUUCUUGUUUUUGAUGGCAGUUUUGGAUCCAAAUACACAUAGAAUAUGAUUUAAAUGUCUACUGUAGCCAAAUACCCACUGAUUUGUAUUCAAAAUAUCUUGUCUCCAUUUUACAUGGACUUUGAUGUGGGGAAGGGUCAAGAAAGGGUACUAGAUUAUCAUUGAGUUUUCUCGUUGAUCAUAUGAUUUCAUAACUACAUUCAUUUAAAUAACAUAAUUACGAAAAGGGCUGUUGGGAUCACUGUAGUGCCAUAGAAAGACAAUGUCCAAAGCAGAUCACCAGAUUUAUGACACAAUUGUAGAUUUAAAACUUUUUGUGAAAAUUGAUUCAUUAUUUCAGUCCUUUUUCUUUGUAGACAAUAUGAAUGUCCUACAAACUUUGUAUACACAUUGUAUUUGAAAGUUGUGUCUGUUUGUUCCUAAUUUGACAUUAUGUAUGUUAUUUUAUAAAGAAAAAAACCAAAAUACCAUAUAUAUUCUGUCGGACACCUUCAAAGGAUAGAAAACCAAAAUAAACCAAAAUUAAAUAGGUAAAGAUUUUGAAACAGACUAUAAUUUUACUAAAUUUAAAACCAAAUUCUCUAUUGUGGUAGAUCAGAGUAUUAGUUUUCAAUUACAAUAUAUAUCAGAUCACAUUGUAAGAUUAUAUUUCAUAGAUAUCUCCUUUAAGCUGUACUAAAAUCAGUUUGAAACAGAUUAUAAUUGGUAAUGAUGAUAUCCAUUGUCCAUUGGGGGAGGGUUCAUUAAGAGCUUAAUCACUUAGUGUAAUUAACAAGAUGAUGAAAAGUUAACAUAACAUAGGGUAUCAACUUUAUUACAAGAAAAGUGUCAUGUUUUCUUUUUCCCAUAUAACCACUGGAUUAUAGUCCCAUGUAAUAUGUAAGUGCUCCCUCAUCCACCUAUACUAAUAGAAAAACUAUAGAAAUUGACACAAACCACAAAUAAAAAUUCACCCAUGUCACAAAACAAAAGAUAAAUGAAUUCACACUGAUUGAGAGCUAACAUUGACUCUUAAUCUCCAAUAUACAAUGUGAAAUUUUCAGUCUGGUCAUAUGACUGAUUUUUCUGUAGCCCAUAAUCUGUUAAAUAAUGAUUGGUCAGUCCAGUCACAGGUAAGAUUUACAGUUGUCAGCAUAGCUGUUGGAACUGUUGUUUUUUUGUUUUGUUUUUUCUUUUUGUUUUUUUUUGUGAAAAUUACUUAUUCUGUCCUAUGGAUUGAGCUUUGGAGGUAUAUAAAAUUUAGAUUUAUUUACAUUGAACAAAGGCUAGACAUAACAAACGAUCCAUUUCAGCAAAUCUUACUAUCUUGAGGGAUUUAACAAAGACUUUGAAGGCUCAUACAAUUGUAUAUGAACAUCUGUGGGCCCAGUUGAUUAAAAAUAAUUACAUCUUAUUUUUUUAUAGUAUGUGAGGAGAGUUUUUUACUCAAUGUGUCUAUUAUUGUUUGUUAUUAUUAUUUUAUCUACUCUUGAGAUGUUCAAUGUUUGAAUCCCAUUCUAGUCACAGGGACAUGGCGCUAACUUCCAACCCACAAUCGAGUUAUAUAGACCAUUGACUGGCAAUUUGUGCUAAGUCCCUGUGAUUCUAAUUCUUUGCAGUUUUUCUUUUUAGGUCAAACAUUCCAGUUCAAAUUGUUAUAUUUUUGAUUUUGUCAUUUUUAAAAUCUUAAUACAUUUUGUAUUAAUUUGUCUAAGUUUCUUUUCAUACAUGUUGUGUAUGCAAUCUGUAUAAAGCACUUACAGUUGAAGUGUGUGAGAGAAAAAGCAGAAUGGAUUAAACUUCUUUUUUUUUUUGAAUUUUGGCCUACUAGCAAACUUAAAAGAUUCCUAUUUGGACUUUCCAUUAUUGAGGCUUCGAGAUGAUAUACUAUUAUAUUGUAAGUAUUGUUUAUAUGUAUAUAACACAUCUUUUUUUUUUGGGGGGGGGGUUUAUUUUGUGCCAAAGAUAUUUUAGGGGAAUAAAUACUGUUUAUUUCAAAAGUUUCAGAACCGCUUUUUUUAAAACAUAAUGUUCCCGCAAGUUGUUAGGUUUCAAAUUUUAGCUAUACAGUAUACAGUACAACCUAUACAUGUAUGCUUUAUAUUUGUAUAAAAUGUUGAUCUCAUGGAAAAUGUACAACUAUAUAAUACUUUUCUCUUCAAUUCUGUUAUUAAGGACAUUUUUUAUACUAAACACAGUAGUAUUUUUUUUCUCUUUCAACCAGCAGUCAAAGAAAUUUCUUUAAGAGUUUUCUUUUCUUUUUUUUUGUCUGGCAGUUAUACUCACUUAUACAGACACCAAAACCUGAUUUUUAUUUAGCAAAAUACAUAUUAUUUAAAGUAUUUAUUAAAUAACUACUAGUUUAGGAAGGAAAUAGUUUUAAGUUUUUCAAACAUGAACUUACUGAAUACUAAGUGCUUUUAAAUCUUGAUAUUAACAUGGAGUAUUUUUCAUUUAUAUUUCUUUUUCAUUUAAAUGUUUGUCUUUUUGAUUUGAAGAAUUCCCUGUAUAGUGACUAACCUUUUAACACACUGGUGAAGGUUUUAUUUACAUGGAUAAUGUUUUUGUUUGGAAAACCAAGCAAACAUGCACUUGUUAUUACUGCAAAACAUAAUGUUCAAUUCAGUGUCAAAAUUUAUUAAUUUGAGGAAUGUCACUAAAUAUCCGACUUCUGUGGGAAAAUGCCAAAAUGUAUGCCAAAAUUCUUUUCUAAUCAAAAUGUAUUUUGCCAAAGUGUUUCAAUUUAUUUCAUAUUGGAAUAUACAAUAAAAUCGAUUAUGGCAAAAGUGUUUAAUUGCAUUCCACAUAACCAUUUUAUAUUCUUAUUCUCAAUGGAGUGGUGAUUUAAUGGUAUUCCAUUCUGUGGUGAUUUAAUGAUAUUCCAUUAAGUGGUGGUUUAAUGGUAUUCAUUGGUGAUUUAAUGGUAUUCCAUUAAAUGGUGAUUUGAUGGUUCAGCAUUCAGUGGUGGUUUAAUGAUAUUUCAUAAAAUGGUGAUUUAUUUAAUGCUAUUCCAUUCAGUGAUGAUUUAAUGCUAUUCCAUUAAGUGGUAAUUUAAUGGUAUUCCAUUAAAUGGUGAUUUAAUGGUAUAACAUCCAGUGGUGGUUUAAUAGUAUUCCAUUAAAUGGUGAUUUAAUGCUAUUCUACUAAGUGGUGGUUUGAUGGUAUUCCUUUAAAUGGUGAUUUCAUGGUAUUUCAUUAAGUGGUUAUUUAUUUCAAUGGUAUUCCUUUAAGUGGUGAUUUAAUGGUUUUCACUAAGU
Molecule: messenger RNA, 5628 nt
Organism: Pecten maximus
Lineage: Eukaryota; Metazoa; Mollusca; Bivalvia; Pectinida; Pectinidae
Exons: 8
Coding region: 688-2178 (496 amino acids)
Source: RefSeq, a predicted model, not a curated record